Penicillium olsonii is the source of this 300-nucleotide messenger RNA. The record is from the annotation of a GenBank genome assembly. Lineage: Eukaryota; Fungi; Ascomycota; Eurotiomycetes; Eurotiales; Aspergillaceae.
GCUCACCAGCAGGUGUACAACGGUGAGCAGCACCACGAGGGCAAGUUCUCCCACGAGUUCGCCGCCGGUGCCGCUUCCUUCGGUGCCAUGAAGGCCUACGAGGACCAUGAGCGCAAGAACGGCAAGCCCGUGAGCCACGCUUUCGCCAAGGAGCUCCUGGCCGGCAUUGUCGGCGGCGAGAUUGACAAGCUCGCCGAGACCAAGGGUAUGGACUGGGUUGAUCGUGAGAAGGCCCACCACCACGCCAAGGAGAACGCCAAGCACAUGUACGAGGAGCGCUACGAGCGGGGCAACUACUAA